Messenger RNA from Bactrocera neohumeralis, 3495 nucleotides. RefSeq names its product phosphatidylinositol 3-kinase catalytic subunit type 3 (gene Pi3K59F). Gene Ontology annotation, cellular component: endosome; phagophore assembly site; phosphatidylinositol 3-kinase complex, class III, type I. The coding region runs from base 105 to 3053 and encodes 982 amino acids. Gene Ontology annotation, biological process: endocytosis; phosphatidylinositol-3-phosphate biosynthetic process; phosphatidylinositol-mediated signaling. The record is from RefSeq and is a predicted model, not a curated record. Gene Ontology annotation, molecular function: 1-phosphatidylinositol-3-kinase activity. Lineage: Eukaryota; Metazoa; Arthropoda; Insecta; Diptera; Tephritidae. The transcript is spliced from 7 exons.
AGCUGAUAUUGAUAUUGUGAAAAAAUACAAAAGUAGCUGCGAUUUUUAACUGCAUCGCAGAUGCAAAUAACAUAAAUUGUAUAAUUUAGCAAUUUCCUUCAACUAUGAAUCAGCUACCAGACGACCAUUUUCGUUAUAUUUAUAGUUCUUCAUUACAUGAACAAGUGCAAAUAAAAGUUGGUACAUUAGAAGGUAAAAAACGUCAGCCAGAUUUUGAAAAACUCUUAGAAGAUCCCAUUUUACGCUUUUCUGGCCUCUACUCGGAGGAAUGUCCGGCCUUUCAAAUUCGUUUACAAGUGUUCAACAAAAAUCGGCCAUACUGCCUGCCAGUAACCACCUCUUACAAAGCUUUCACAAAACGUUGGAGCUGGAAUGAAUGGGUGACACUGCCAUUGCAAUUUUCCGACUUACCACGAACAGCUAUGUUAGUGCUAACAAUCCUCGACUGUGCAGGUGCUGGUAAAACCACAGUAAUAGGCGGUACAGCAAUUUCUUUGUUCGGCAAGAAUGGUUUAUUCCGCCAAGGUAUGUUCGAUUUGCGAGUGUGGUUGGGUGUAGAAGGUGAUGGCAGUUAUCCAUCGAAAACGCCUGGCAAGGGGAAAGAAUCCUCAAAAUCGCAAAUGCAACGCUUAGGUAAACUGGCAAAGAAACAUCGAAACGGGCAGAUGCAUAAAGUCGAUUGGUUAGAUCGGUUGACAUUCCGUGAGAUAGAAGUAAUUAAUGAACGAGAAAAACGCAUGUCGGAUUACAUGUAUCUAAUGAUAGAGUUCCCUACAGCCGUGUUUCAAGAGUAUUAUAAUUAUUCCAUUGUGUACUUCGAACCAGAAGGAGAUAAAAGCCAUAAAAUACUGACAAAACCCAAAUUGGUAACUGUGCCGGAUUCAGAUAUAUUGCAGGAGAAUCUCGUCGAGCGUAAACACCAUCGCCUGGCACGUUCUGAACGUUCUCGAAUUUCCGAUCGCGAUGCAAAGCCAACCGCUGUUAUUCGCAAUCAACUGCACACCAUUGUUUACCGUUAUCCACCAACAUGCGUUCUCAGCAGUGAAGAGCAGGAUCUUUUAUGGAAGUUCCGAUUUUAUUUAUGUUCACAUCGUAAAGCGUUGACGAAAUUUCUCAAAUGCAUCAACUGGGAGACACAACACGAAGUUAUGCAAGCGCUCUCGCUAAUGGCCAAAUGGGAACCGAUGGAUGUGGAGGACGCCUUAGAGUUACUUAGUCCAGUCUUUACACAUCCCGAAGUGCGACGUUAUGCCAUCAGCCGUUUGGCUCAAGCGCCUGAUGAAGAUUUGCUGCUAUAUCUGUUGCAACUUGUGCAGGCUUUGAAAUAUGAAAAUUUCAACGAUAUCGUCGACUUACAUAAACAACUAUUUCCCGAUCAUGAUGUUGUACGUUCAUUAGAUGGCACCUCCACCAUCUUAGACCCAAGUUCGAUUUGCUCCGAUUCACUUAGUGCUGGCUCGUCAGUGAUUGCGGCAAGUAGCGUUGGUUCUCAGCGCGGCAUUGUGGCGUCUGUUCUUCAGCGCAAUGUACAAACAGAAAUGUCGACACCGCGCACAUCAACGUCUGUAGCUCCAUUAGCGAUAACAAGCACAAAAGCAGCAGCAGCAACGGACACACCACCAAUUUCCAUUUCCACAACUUCGUCAGCUAUUGCUGCUGCAGUUGGCGGUAGCGGUGCUGGUGAUGGCGAUAACAUUUAUAUAAAUACUACUUCUGUAGUUUCUGGUACUUCUGUUGCCACUAAUACUCUGUCUGGUGAUAGUAACUCAAUUGGUCCACUGAGAAAUGAUCCCGGAGAUCUCUGUACAUUCCUAAUACAACGUGCUUGCAAAAAUCCUACACUGGCCAAUUACCUUUACUGGUAUUUGUCCAUAGAGGUGGAGGACCAUGAGUCCUUACGUAAGCAGGAUGAGCGGGUGCAUGAUAUGUAUGUGAUGGUGUUGCGUAUUUUCCUUAAGGUCCUAGAAACCGGCAACUUUCAACUGCGAAAUAUUCGGCAUAAUUUGAAGAAACAGCAGAUUUUAGUUGAUGAGUUGGUUAAGUUGGUGAAGAUGGUGGCCAAGGAGCCGGGAAACCGCAAUAAAAAGACAGAAAAGUUCCAGAAACUUUUAACCGAAAUGGAUACAUUUAAAAUCAACUUUACUGGCUUCGAUCCGCGUCCCUUUCCUUUGGACCCAGAGAUUUAUAUAACGAAAAUAGUUCCAUCGAAAACUUCACUUUUCAAAAGUGCAUUAAUGCCCGCCAAGCUGACUUUCGUCACUACUAUUGGCAAACACGAAUAUGUAGCAAUUUUUAAGCAUGGCGAUGACCUACGUCAAGACCAACUUAUACUUCAGAUGAUAACCCUAAUGGAUAAAUUGUUGCGGCGUGAGAAUCUCGACCUGAAACUAACCCCCUAUAAGGUGCUGGCCACCAGCUCGAAACAUGGCCUCUUACAGUAUAUCGAUUCGUUUACUGUAGCCGAUGUUUUGGCGCGCGAAGGCAGCAUACAUAACUUUUUCCGCAAGCAUAAUCCCUGCGAAAAUGGACCCUAUGGCAUUGCGGCAGAAACUAUGGAUACAUAUAUAAAAAGCUGUGCCGGCUACUGUGUGAUAACAUAUCUUCUAGGUGUUGGCGAUCGUCACUUGGAUAACUUGCUGCUCACGACGAACGGCAAGUUGUUCCACAUCGAUUUCGGCUACAUACUGGGACGUGAUCCGAAACCGAUGCCACCGCCCAUGAAGCUGAGCAAAGAAAUGGUCGAGGCCAUGGGCGGCGUUAGCUCCGAUCAUCAUCAUGAAUUUCGUAAACAAUGUUAUACGGCAUAUUUGCAUUUGCGGCGACACGCCAAUGUUAUGCUGAAUCUGUUUUCACUGAUGGUGGACGCCUCAGUGCCCGAUAUAGCGCUCGAACCGGACAAAGCUGUGAAAAAGGUCGAAGAAAAUUUGCAGUUAGGCCUAACAGAUGAGGAGGCGGUGCAGCAUUUACAAGCGCUACUCGAUGUCUCGAUUACAGCUGUAAUGCCAGCACUGGUCGAACAAAUUCAUAAAUUAGCUCAGUAUUGGCGAAAGUAAAUGCAUAAUAAUACUAAUAAUAAUUCAUUGUUAUAUACAUAAGCUCUUUAUUUGCCAACCUCAUCAUUUGCAUGCAUGUUUUUUAAGAGUAAUUUUUUUAAGUUCUAGAACAGACAUGUUGAAAGUAUCAUAAGCAAAUGUUAUCAAAGAAUUUUAUGUAUGAUUUUAGUGUAUGGUAUGCAUAUAUGUACAUAUGUAUAUCUUAGCGAGUAAAAUGUUUUAUUUAGACAAAUUUAUAAACACCCUACUUCAUUAAUCACAUACAUACAUUUAUGAAUAUGUAAUAACAAAAAACAAAACAAAAAAAUAGAUUUACUGACUACUAUAACAAUAUAAACAUAGUUUACUAUUUUUAUAAUUAAAAAAGAAAAGCGUUAACUUCGUUUGCACCGCAGCUAUAACACCCUACACAAAUAAAAGAAGUCUCCAUAUAAGAACUUGA